This is a messenger RNA of Culicoides brevitarsis, 2147 nucleotides long. RefSeq names its product protein hook (gene hook). Gene Ontology annotation, biological process: cytoskeleton-dependent intracellular transport; cytoplasmic microtubule organization. Lineage: Eukaryota; Metazoa; Arthropoda; Insecta; Diptera; Ceratopogonidae. The record is from RefSeq and is a predicted model, not a curated record. Gene Ontology annotation, molecular function: microtubule binding; dynein light intermediate chain binding. Bases 90 to 2057 code for a protein of 655 amino acids. The transcript has a single exon. Gene Ontology annotation, cellular component: cytoplasm; centrosome.
UAAAAACAUUAAUCAUAGACUUCCUGCUGAUUUUUUUCAUUUUUAUUGCAUUUCUGCGAGAUUUUUGUGUUUAAAAGUAUUGUCUCAGCAUGCAGGAGGAAAACCGUGAGAUGUAUGCGUGUCUCAUCGAAUGGCUUGCGCUCGUAAAUGGCGAAAGCGACGCAAAUAAAUUCACACCCUCGUAUUUAUCCAAUGGCAUGAUUUUCGCCUUAACUCUGCACCAAAUUGACCCGUCGUACUUUUCGGAGGAACGACUGCUGUCGAAAAUCAAGCAAGAUGUCGACACGAAUUGGCGUCUCAAGGUCUCGAAUUUGCGAAAAAUUGUGGAUUUCUUGUACAAUUAUUACAUCGACAUGCUUGGCUUGCUCAACUUAUCUGACGCACUAAAACCUGACGUUGGCAAAAUCGGCGAGAAAACUGAUAAGCACGAAAUUGGCAAGUUGGUGCAAUUGAUUUUGGGAUGCGCCGUCAAUUGCGCGGAAAAGGAGAAAUAUAUCACGCAAAUUAUGGAUUUGGAGGAAGAUUUGCAACGAAACAUCAUGAAGGCCAUCCAGAGUAUCGAAUAUAUUUGGCAAAAUUGCACGCCGCCCCGAAGUUUACCUCCUGCCGUUGACUCGAAAGCAAUUUCCGACGAACGAGACAACCUGGCACAACGAUGUCACGAAUCAGAGUUGCAAAUUUCGGCGUUACUCGAGGAAAAAUCGACUCUUUUGCAGGAAGUUCAAAAGUUACAACAACUCGUUGAUCGAUUGGAAAACCCAAGUACCGUAAUUGGCGACGACGGGACAUCUUUGGGACCAAUUCAGGCAGGAUCGGCGCGUUAUAACGAGCUGCGAAAGCAAUGUGCGGAACUAAAAGACGAUUUGCUGCAAGCGGAGACUGCAAAAGACGAUUUGAAGAUGAAAUGCAUCCAACAAGAGCAGGAAAUCGUAAUUUUACAAGCGAAAAUCGAGGAUUUGCAUCAUCAAAGUAGCGAAGUUGCGGCGUUAAAGGACGAAAUCGAUGCCUUGCGAGAAACAAAUGAAAAAGUGAAGAUCUACGAGCAACAAUUGGCGGUUUACAAGAAGAAAAUGGACGAUUAUAACGACAUGAAGAAACAAAUUAAGCUUUUGGAAGAACGAAGUGCCGAAUAUUUGAAGCAAAAUAUGCAGCACGAAGACGAUGUGAAGAAAUAUUCCGGCAUCAAAGGUCAAGUUGAUCUCUACAAGAAGGAAAUUGACGAUCUUCACACGAAAAUCGACCAACAAAUGAACAAAAUAACCAAAUACGAGUACGAUUUGAACAUUGCCCAAUCGAAAGUGAGUGCUUUGACGCGAGAAAAGGAAAAUUUAUUGGCUGAAAAAGACCAACUUUUGGAGCAACUCGAUGAAUUACGGUGCAAUCCUGCUGAACAAAUUUCCGGAAAUACAGUUUCAAGCGAACUUUUGACAUCGUCCACGUUAAAAGAGAAACUCGAACGUUUAGAAGCCGAAAACAAAGCACUUCGAGAAGGCAAUGGAGGUCAAACAGCACUCGCUGACUUGUUACACGACGCCAAUCAACGUGCCGAAAAGUUGCGGGAACAACUCAAAGAAGCCAACCAAAAAAUUCUCGUUCUUGAAGGUUCGCCGACCUCGACAUCGACGACGAAAGAUGAAGCCGACAUCGAAUCAAAAUACGUGAAAGAAACGAAGGAAAGUCAAGUCGCAUCGCUGAGCAACAAAGUGACGAAUCUCGAAGCGGCACUUGCGGCAAAAACGCAAGAAUUGACGGCGAACGAGAUGCGGUACAAGAAACUCUUGGAAAAGGCGAAAGAAGUGAUAAAAUCGAUGGAUCCGACGGUUCCGUCGCCGAAUGAAGAGGAAAAGGCGGGAGUUGUCGACGAAGGACAUGCGCCAAUGUCGCAACUCGAAGAGAGAUUAAUUGUGUCAGCGUAUUACAAUUUGGGAUUGCAAUGUCAAAGGGAUGCAAUUGACACGAGACUUGCCUUACUAAAUAGUCCCGGGCAGAGUUUUCUUGCGAGACAGAGACAACCUGCGCCGAGAAAGCCGAUGAAUGUGAAUUAUAGCAAAAAGUAACUUUAAUGCGUUUAUGAAAAAAGUAUUUUUUUUUCCUUACAAUUUUAUUGUAUUUUUGAAUGAUUGAGAAAGAACAAAAUAAAAUUUAUG